GUGGGAGCAGAAGUGCGGGUCACGGGGCCGUGGCUGAACUUUAAAGCCAUUGAUCGCAGCGAACACGCAGCAGUCAGGUUUAAUGCUCCCGGUGUCGGUAAUGAGACGGCAUGCUUUUGUUUCGUGGAGGCGUCAUAUUCAUGUAUGUGUGGCUUCAAUGAACUCUGCUUAGCAGCCUAGUCUAUACCAGCUGUCGGCACAAGAUGAUAAAAAACUGGAGUGUUAUUGGAGGGAUCGCUGCUGCGGUUGCCGCUGGAGUGUACGUGUUGUGGGGCCCAAUCACUGAAAGAAAGAAAAGGAAGAGAGGUAUGGUUCCUGGCCUGUUAAAUUUGGGCAACACCUGCUUCUUGAACUCUUUGCUUCAGGGCUUGGCAGCAUGUCCGUCCUUCAUCAGGUGGCUGGAAAAGUUUUCACGUCUGCCCACAAUUCAGUCAUGCAAAGACAACCAGCUGUCCACCACAUUGCUGCAGCUUCUUAGAGCUUUGUCCAGUGAAGAGCCAGGAGAGGAAGAUGUUCUUGAUGCUGGAUGCGUCCUGGAUGUUCUCAGACUUUAUCGUUGGCACAUCAGCUCAUUUGAAGAGCAGGAUGCACAUGAACUUUUCCACGUCCUCACGUCCUCUCUGGAGGAGGAGCGAGAUUGUCAGCCCAAAGUCACUCAUUUGUUUGAUAUGCAGUCCCUUGAGACUCUUGCUCAUCAAGAUGAAAAAUCAAUGACCUGCAUAAGUAGAGCUCCUCUUCAUCCAAUGCCAGGCCCUUGGAAAUUUCAGCAUCCUUUUCAUGGUCGUUUAACUAGCAACAUGUCAUGCAAGCGUUGUGAAAUAAGAAGUCCUGUGCGAUACGAUUCAUUUGAGAGCCUAUCCUUGUCCAUACCUCUACCUCAGUGGGGUCGCCCUAUCUCUCUAGAUCAGUGUCUGCAGCAUUUUAUUUCCUCAGAAACCAUCAAAGAAGUGGAGUGUGGAAACUGCACCAAGCAUCAUCAAAGCAUAGCAAUAAACGGUCAAGCUCUAGAAAGCCAGAGGACGACAUUUGUUAAACAGUUAAAACUUGGAAAGCUCCCCCAGUGCCUUUGUAUCCAUUUACAAAGACUGACAUGGUCCAGUGAAGGAACCCCCAUCAAACGACAGGAACAUGUUCAGUUCUCAGAGUAUCUAUCGAUGGACCGGUAUAAACACAACAGCACUGCACAGAGGAGUCGGAGGAUCAAAUGUACUCCCAAAGCCAUAACGGCACACAAUUUAGAUGAUUCUGCAGAGAAGCCCACAGCUAAUGAGACAGAUGCGGAACAUCAUAACAACAACAAACCUCUUUCUAAUGGAACAUGCUCUUCUUUAUUUCUUCACUCUCCUGGUGUGAACUCACAGCUCGGCCUCACUUAUGACUACAGUUCUGCAGAGUACCUUUUCCAGCUCAUGGCUGUGCUGGUUCAUCAUGGCGACAUGCACUCAGGACAUUUCGUCACAUACCGUCGCUGUCCUUCAUCGCCUCGCAGCCCGUCAGCCCUCAGUUCACAGUGGCUUUGGGUGUCUGAUGACUCGGUGCGGAAAGCCAGUCUGCACGAGGUGCUAUCAUCUAAUGCCUACAUGCUUUUCUACGAGAGAGUGCGAACGGCUGGCGUCAGUCCACGGUCAGAGGAGUGACCAAAACCCUGCAGUCUGACUGACUUGUGCAUUUCCAGUCAUACUAUCACACCUGGCAUGGGAGUCAUAACACGGUUACCAUUUGGUGGCUUUUUCCAAGCAGACAAGAGAAAAAAGAGCCAUCCCAGAGUUAUUAAAUAGUUUUGCAUUAUGGAUCACAGUGUCUUGUGGUAGUAUGGUGUGUUGUGGACAUUUCCCUGCUGCUCUGAUAACAUUAGGAGGCUUUUAAUCCCAAAGAUACAAGACCUACAGGGUUUUAGGCAGACAUCUUUGAUCAAGUAAGCUAAAGUCUUUUUUCUUUUUAAACUCAUGCAACAAGUCCUGUGACUCGUGAUAUUCUAGCUUAUGUUAAGACAAGGAAACAUGAGUGCUUGACAACAUUGUACUAAGAUAACAGCCCUCUUUCUACUGUUCAUGUUGGCUGAUGAUGUUUUUCUGUGGUGCUGUUGACUCAGCUCUGUAGCAUUGUUAUACUGUAAUGUAAGGAGCUACAUUAGAAAGAUUUUGAAGAUUUUUACUGUUAUUAGCCGGUAAAUUACAGACACAAAAAAGGCUAAAGACAUAGCGAUUCUGUUUAGAAAUUAUUUUAACAUAUGAACGUCAGAUAGGUAGUUCUCAACUCUGGGUUGUCAUAUUUGUCAAAUCAUUCCAGGUAAUGUACACAAGCUCUAAUGCUAUAAUUUACACUUUCUGAUCAUCUUUACACUGUCAUGAGUUGCACAGCUGCAUGGUUGAGGUUAAAGUGCCAUGUUGUUUAAUGCUUGAGAUUUUUAACAAGUGAAACCGUCAGUGCUAGAACUAUCACUAAUGUUAGUGUCCAGCAGGGAACCCUCCUUAAAAUAUAACCCACCAGUGUAAUUUGACUUGGUUCCUAGGUUCAACAGAAUAUUAGCGAUAUCCGCUAAAGCUGGACUGUGUCCAAGUAUUUGAGUAAGUCAUGUUGAAUAUUUACUGUUAACAGCCAUCUGAAAUCAAUGGUGUGGUCUGAUGUUUGCACUAAUGUAUUUUCAUGGGAGAUUGUAUUUGUGUACAGUCUUUGAGAGAUAUUGUUUUUGGGUAUUAAACACUUUAUUUAAGAGA
Messenger RNA from Cololabis saira (Pacific saury), 2717 nucleotides. It is a transcript of the gene usp30, whose product is annotated as ubiquitin specific peptidase 30. Gene Ontology annotation, molecular function: cysteine-type deubiquitinase activity; cysteine-type endopeptidase activity. Gene Ontology annotation, cellular component: nucleus; cytosol. Gene Ontology annotation, biological process: protein deubiquitination. Lineage: Eukaryota; Metazoa; Chordata; Actinopteri; Beloniformes; Belonidae. The record is from RefSeq and is a predicted model, not a curated record. The transcript has 13 exons. Bases 204 to 1637 code for a protein of 477 amino acids.